This is a messenger RNA of Branchiostoma belcheri (Belcher's lancelet), 4243 nucleotides long. Its product is annotated as tetratricopeptide repeat protein 28-like. NCBI's taxonomy places the organism in Eukaryota, Metazoa, Chordata, Leptocardii, Amphioxiformes, Branchiostomatidae. Gene Ontology annotation, molecular function: protein binding. The record is from RefSeq and is a predicted model, not a curated record.
AGACCACCUACAGGGGGGCUGCAACGUCCUGCAGACAGAAGACCUGGACAUGGCAGGAAAGAACUUUGAAGUUUCACUCAAGUCUGAUCAUGGGAAAGGGACCAGUGAGAAGAGAUAUCAUCCCUACCAGCGUCAGAAAGUCAAGAAAAAAGAAACAAAGAAGCAACGGAAGAAGACUGCAAAAAAGAGCAAAGCUGGGCACAAAAACAUCAAUGAUAAAGAAGAAGACACUACCAGUACAUACAAAGACAACCUACAAAAGGGUUGCACGGCCCUGCAGACAGAGAACCUGGAUAAGGCAGAAAGACACCUUGCAGCUGCACUCAAGUCUGUACAUGGGAAAGAUUCCAGCAAAGAAGUAGAGCCCCUUUUAAAGUUGAGUGAUGUCUACCUGAAGAGAGGAAAACAAUCAAAUGACGGUGGUGAUUUCACCAAGGCAGCAGCACUCUGUAACGCAGCACUGGUAAGGUCAAAAUCAGAAGACCAAGACAACAUAAAACAAACAAUCCAGUUAAUAACACAAUCAUUCGUUAAGCAUGUGCUGGGUAUCACACAAGCAGUAGAUCCCGAUGAUGUCAAGAAACGCAAAAUGAUGCUGAAAGAAGAUAGACAGCAAGUCGAAAAAGAGAUGAAAACAAUUGAACAACAGGUGGAUCCUUAUAGCCUUGACGAUGAUGACCCAGAUAUCAGAGAAGUGGAGAGACAAAGAGCAGAAGCAAUCAAAGUAUUGUUUCAGACAAUACUUUAUCAUCGAAGAAGGUUUACAGUUGGCCUUGUAGAUGAAUGUAUGGAGGUAAUGGGUCCCCCUCCCUGUAAGUACGCCAUGAUAGGCCUGGGUUCACAAGCCACGGGACUAGUAACACCAUACUCUGAUCUGGAAUUUGCCAUUUUGGUACAGAAGGAAACAGUGAAUAAUGUCACGUAUUUUCGCAACCUCACUCACUAUCUGCAUCUUAAAGUCAUCAAUCUGGGAGAAACCAUUCUCCCGGCCAUGGGGAUCAAGUCUCUCAAUGAUUUCCACUCAGACGACCCACAGGAUAACUGGUACUAUGACUCUGUAACACCUCGAGGGUUUUCAUUCGAUGCAGCCAUGCCACAUGCUUGUAAGACUCCACUGGGUAGGGGAAAAACGUGUGAACUUAUCCGCACACCGACUAACAUGACAAAACUUUUGGAAAACAAUGUAAAGUUCCAUUUGAAGAAAGGCUACCAUCUUGCCAGUGUCUUGGGGAAUGUUUCGUUAAUUGCAGGAGAGCAAGAGCUAACUGAUGAGUAUAUGGCUUUGUGGACUAAGCGACUUCAGGGAAACAAUAGAAAAAUUUCAUUGUUACUAGGAAAUACCAUAUUAAAAGACAACUCGGCAACCUUUGAAAGGGACGUCAUGAAUGACGGUCUGUUUAAUGUAAAGAAAGAAAUCUAUCGGUUUUCUAGUAUUGCUGUGUCAUGUUGGGCACUACUUCAAGGAAUACAGCCGACAACAAUCUGGGAGACGAUUGACAAGAUGCACAUGAAUGGUGUCAUUAACACAGAGAACGCGCAUCACUUGAUGGUGCUGGUCAGUAUCUCAGCAGAACUGAGGCUGCGGACAUACAUGAAUAAUCGUGGUCAAGUGGAAAAUAUGUCAGCAUUAUCGUCAAUGCCAAGAGAAACAGAUUUAAAUGAGAAGUUGGGGAAAGUGUUUUACAUUUCCAAUGCAAAACAGAUCAUGAGAUACUACUACACAGCAUCACCUUUAAAAGACUUUGUUUCAGAGAUUACAGAGUCAUUACAAGAGCCAUUAACGCUAUUUGACAACUCUUUGGAACUUAAGUCAGAGGUAUACGAAAGUCUGUGUGAUUACCAAAACUUAAAGACAUGCAUGGAAGAGAUCCUGCAGAACUAUCGUUCCCAAUUUGGCAACGCUGCCAUACAUCCUGACAUUGCGCGAUUACUUAAUAAACUAGGUACAGCAUGUCAGAACAUGUCAGAUCACAAGAAGGCCGUCAGCUACCAUGAAGAGGCACUACAGAUGAGUCGGGUUAUCUAUGGUAAGAACACUGUACAUCCUGACAUCGCCUCGUCACUUAACAAGUUGGGUACAGCUUGGAGUGACCUUGGUGACCACAGAAAUGCCGUCAGGUACCAUGAACAGUCACUACAGAUGGAUCGGGUUAUCUAUGGUGAGAACGCUGCACAUCCUGACAUCGCUGGGUCACUUGGCAACUUGGGUAACGCCUGGAAGGACCUUGGUGAUUACAAAAAGGCCGUCAGCUAUUAUAAACGGGCACUGCAGAUGGAGCGGGUUAUCUAUGGUCAGGACACUCCACAUCCUGACAUCGCUGUGUCACUUAACAACUUGGGUAACGCCUGGGAGGACCUUGGUGAUCACAGAAAUGCUGUCAGCUAUCAUGAACAGUCACUACAGAUGAGGCGGGCUAUCUAUGGUGAGAACACUGCACAUCCUGACAUCGCUAGGUCACUUAACAACUUGGGUCUUGCCUGGAAGGACCUUGGUGAUCACAAAAAGGCAGUCAGCUAUCUUGAACAGGCACUACAGAUGAUGCGGGUUACCUAUGGUGAGAACACUCCACAUCCCGACAUCGCCGCGUCACUUAACAACUUGGGUAACGCCUGCGGGGACCUUGGUGAUCACAAAAAGGCAGUCAGCUGUUAUGAACAGUCACUACAGAUGAGGCUGGUUAUCUAUGGUGAGAACACUGAACAUCCUGACAUCGCCGCGUCACUUAACAACUUGGGUAGCACCUGGAGGGGCCUUGGUGAUCACAAAAAGGCCGUCAGCUAUCAUGAACAGUCACUACAGAUGAAGCAGCUUAUCUAUGGUGAGAACACUGAACAUCCUCAUAUCGCUGGAUCUCUUGACAACUUAGGUCUCGCCUGGAGCAGCCUUGGUGAUCACAAGAAGGCCGUAAACUAUCACGAACAAUCCCUACAUAUGAGGAAGGUUAUCUUUGGUGAGAGCACUAAACAUCCUGACAUUGCCAUGUCACUUAACAACUUGGGUAACGCCUGGAUGAACCUUGGUGAUCACAAAAAGGCCGUCAGCUAUUAUGAACAGUCACUACAGAUGAAGCGGGUUAUCUAUGGUGAGAACACUGAACAUCCUGACAUCGCCCCGUCACUUAACAACUUGGCUAAUGCCUGGAUGGACCUUGGUGAUCACAAAAAGGCCGUCAGCUAUCAAGAACAGUCCAUAGAGAUGUUGCGGGUUAUACAUGGUGAGAACACUGAUCACCCUGACAUCGCCGCGUCACUUACCAACUUGGGUAUCGCCUGGAGUGACCUUGGUGAUCAUAAGAAGGCCGUCAGCUAUCAUGAACAGUCACUACAGAUGAGGCGGGUUAUCUAUGGUGAGAACGCUGAGCAUCCUGUCAUAGCCAAGUCACUUAACAACUUGGGUGUCGCCUGGAACGACCUUGGGGAUUACAAAAAGGCCGUCAGCUAUUAUGAACAAUCACUACAAAUGAAGCGGGUUAUCUAUGGUGAGAACACUGAACAUCCUGACAUCGCCGCGUCACUUAACAACUUGGGUAACGCCUGGAGGGACCUUGGUCAUCACAAAAGGGCCGUCAGCUAUUAUGAACAAUCACUACAAAUGAAGCGGGUUAUCUAUGGUGAGAACACUGCACAUCAGCACAUCGCCGCGUCACUUAACAACUUGGGUAACGCCUGGAGGGACCUUGGUCAUCACAGAAAGGCCGUCAGCUAUUAUGAACAGUCACUACAGAUGAUGCGGGUUAUCUAUGGUGAUGACACUGCACAUCCUGACAUCGCCGCGUCACUUAACAACUUGGGUAACGCCUGGAGGGACCUUGGUGAUCACAAAAAGGCCAUCAGCUACCAGGAACACGCACUACAGAUGAGGCGGGUUAUUUAUGGUGAGAACACUGCGCAUCCUGACAUCGCCGCGUCACUUACCAACUUGGGUAUCGCCUGGAGUGACCUUGGUGAUCAUAAGAAGGCCGUCAGCUAUCAUGAACAGUCACUACAGAUGAGGCGGGUUAUCUAUGGUGAGAACGCUGAGCAUCCUGACAUCGCCGCAUCACUUAACAACCUGGGUUCCGCCUUGAAGAAUCUUGGUGAUCACAGAAAGGCAGUCCGCUAUUAUGUAACAGUCACUACACAUGAUGCGGGUUAUCUAUGGUGAAAUUACUGCACAUUCUUACAUCGCAAACUUACUUGACAACUUGGGUUCCGCCUGGAGUGACCUGGUGAUUACAAAAAGGCAGUCCGCUAUCAUGAACAG